Molecule: messenger RNA, 1136 nt
Organism: Plectropomus leopardus (leopard coralgrouper)
Lineage: Eukaryota; Metazoa; Chordata; Actinopteri; Perciformes; Serranidae
Gene: mibp
Product: muscle-specific beta 1 integrin binding protein
Source: RefSeq, a predicted model, not a curated record
CCGUGCCUGCGUGAGUGGUGACGCAACACGACGUAAAGUGGGUAUAAAUCGCAGUGCCCCCCGCCUCCACAGUCAAUGGAGCAGUAGAGAGAAGUUGCCAGAACUACAAGUUGAAUUUAAAGCUUUUUGACGCUUGUAAUUUGUUGGAUUUUUAUCUUCGACUUUAAAAACAGAGUACUCUCAGGGUAUUUUUUUAUCUGACGCUGAGCAGGACUGUCAAGAAGACACGAAAGGAUGAAAUACAUUAUAGGAAUUGGCGGAGUCACUAAUGGUGGCAAAACCACCCUGACAAAUAAAUUGAUCAAGACGUUGCCUAACUGCUGCGUUGUGCACCAAGAUGACUUUUUCAAGAAACCUGAUCAGAUAGAAGUCGGGGAGGACGGCUUUAGACAAUGGGAUGUGAUCACAGCUUUGGACAUGGAGGCCAUGACCAACACGGUAAAAGGCUGGAUCGAGAACCCAGUGAAGUUUGCCCGUUCCCAUGGCGUCACUCUUUCUCCUGCAUCUGAUGUGGCCAACCCAGAUGAGCAGAUCCACAUCCUGAUUGUGGAGGGCUUUCUGCUCUACAACUACCUGCCUCUGCUGGAUGUUUUCGACAAGAGCUAUUACAUAACAAUUCCCUAUGAGGAGUGCAAAAGAAGGAGAAGUACAAGACAAUACACCGUCCCCGACCCUCCCGGCUUGUUUGAUGGCCACGUGUGGCCGAUGUACCUGAAGCACAGGAGAGAGAUGGAAAACAGCGGCUUAAAUAUCAAGUCCCUGGAUGGUUUGAAGUCUAAAGAGGAGAUCUACAACCAGGUGUAUGAGGACAUUCAGAACAACCUGCUCAAUCGUUUAUAGGAAGAGUCCUCUCCAUCCCUGUACAGAAGUUGUAAAUAGACCCAAGGAUUCUUUUUUAUGAAGUUUUUCUAACUUUAUUCUUUAUUUGUAAAUGAAACAUAGCAAUGUUAAUUUAUCAGUGUUUUUUUUAUCAUCUUCAGAUGAUCCAUGUUUUUGUUUUUCCCUUGAAAAAUGAUUGAACCAGAGCAUUACUGCGUUACUGUUAUGUUAAACCACUGACUUGUACUGGACCAUUUGUCGCAUUUUCAUACAAAUAAAUGCGUUAGUUGCUGUUAAUAUACAGUACAUCAACUCAA